Zonotrichia leucophrys gambelii is the source of this 906-nucleotide messenger RNA. Its product is annotated as T-cell surface glycoprotein CD3 epsilon chain. NCBI's taxonomy places the organism in Eukaryota, Metazoa, Chordata, Aves, Passeriformes, Passerellidae. The transcript has 7 exons. The record is from RefSeq and is a predicted model, not a curated record. The coding region runs from base 161 to 706 and encodes 181 amino acids. Gene Ontology annotation, molecular function: transmembrane signaling receptor activity. Gene Ontology annotation, biological process: positive thymic T cell selection; cell surface receptor signaling pathway. Gene Ontology annotation, cellular component: external side of plasma membrane; membrane; alpha-beta T cell receptor complex.
UGCUCUGGAAAGCGUGAGUGCCCCAGCCCUGCUCGGGUGGGCAACAAUUCUGGGAAAAACAAUCCUGGGCUUCUUUCCAGGAAAGCCACCGUGCUCUUUCCUGCCACAGCCAUGGCAGUCUGAUGUGGUGGAGAGGAGCAGCAGCAGCAGGAACACGAGGAUGAGGUUGGAGCAGUGCCUGCCCCUCCUGGGGCUCCUGCUGUGUGCAGUUGGCACCACAGCUCAGCUGGAUGAAGAACUGGAGGAGGAAUUCCUGGUGGAGAUUUCUGGCACCACGGUGACCGUCACAUGUCCCGUGGAUGAAGACGAGGACAUCCAGUGGGAGCUGUCUGGGAAAACCCAGGACACCAAGAGCAGGAAGUUCACUAUAAAGGACCACGACAGCUCCCCUGCCAACCUCAGCUGCUCCUUUGGUAACACAAAGCAUCAGCUGUACCUGAAUGCCAAAGUUUGUGCCACCUGCGAGGAGCUGGACGCCCUGAUCGUGGCAGGGAUCAUCACUGCAGACCUCCUCAUCACCCUGGGCGUGCUCAUCCUGGUCUAUUACUUCAGCAAAGGCAGGAAGGGACGAGCCAGCUCUGCUGGGGACAGCCGGCCACGAGGUCCGAAGAUGCAGCGGCCUCCCCCUGUCCCCAACCCGGACUAUGAGCCCAUCCGGAAGGGGCAGCGGGAGGUGUACGCAGGCCUGGCCCCCAGGGCCAUCUGAAACUCCUCUGAUGGCAGCCUGGACCAGCAGCUCGGGAUGAAACGCUUCUGCCCACCUUGUCCCAGCUCUCUGCAGCUCUGCUGAGCCUCUGGCGUUCUGGCCACAGGACAGGGAUGGGCUGUCCCACCCUGGGGUGUGCUUGGGUUUGCCAGCCCGGAGCAGAAAUGAGCACAUUGGCAUGAGAUUUCCUUCUCAUUAAA